GCACACUGCUCUGAAGCUGAUGUAUGGUCGACCUGAAUGGAGCUGGAACGGCUUGAGUGAUUUGUGUGCCCCCAUCUUGCGAUGGCAAUUGCGCGGGCGCCGCUUAAUCAUGGGCAUUCCUUUGAACGCGACACGCAAGCAUCUUUCAGAUGCCAAAGGAGACACUCCACCUGCAAUUGGAUUGCAUUGCAGCACCCUCCUCAACAUGGACUAUGCAAAGUUUCAAGAGCUGG
Molecule: messenger RNA, 233 nt
Organism: Durusdinium trenchii
Lineage: Eukaryota; Dinophyceae; Suessiales; Symbiodiniaceae
Source: the annotation of a GenBank genome assembly